ACACGAAUAUACACCUACGCAUAAAAAUCCUAAUUCGUAUUCUUGUCGCAUACGGCCAUUAAAGUCCAUUUGAGAUUCGCUAUUGGCUCCUGUAGACUUAAAAUUGACUCUGGAAAAAAAACAAAAUCUGCCCCAUCGAUUCAUCGAUUGACUCUCAAUUUAUUCCUACUAUCAAACCUCUGGAGAAUUCGCCUUAAUAGACGCCUGAAGCUAAUCUCAUAUAACCUUGAAGAAUCUGAGUCACACAAGAUUAUUUCAAAGGUUAUGUCACUUCAGGUUCGAAUGUUUUGACGUUUCAUUAACAGUGUAAUUCGAAUGAUGGGUUUGUUUGGAAAAUCACAAGAGAAGAAUCCCAAAGAAAUGGUUCAGGAAUGGACUCAUAAGUUAAGGAAAGAAGGGUAUCAAUUAGAUAGACAAGUUAGAGCGAUCCAGAGGGAGGAAGAGAAAGUAAAACGUUCUUUAAAAGAAGCAGCAAAGAAAGGUGACAGAGAUGUGUGCAAAGUGCUGGCAAAAGAGAUUAUCAGAGCUCGUAAAACCUGCAAUAAGAUAUAUACAUCCAAGGCUCAUUUGAAUUCAGUAUCUCUACAAAUGAAGAACCAGCUUGCAACAAUCAGAGUUGCUGGUUCAGUUUCAAAAUCCACAGAAGUAAUGCAGGCUAUGCAGUCGCUAGUACGAGUGCCAGAGGUAGCUGCAACCAUGAGGGAACUGUCGAAAGAAAUGAUGAAAGCAGGAAUCAUUGAAGAGAUGCUGGAUGAAACAAUGGAUUCUAUUGAAGAUUCCGAGGAUAUGGAAGAUGAAGCAGAUGAAGAAGUUGACAAGAUCUUAUGGGAAGUAACAGCUGGUCAACUAGGUACAGCACCAGCAGUUGUGACAGAAAAUCCAGAAUCAAUUGCUUCCUCUACUGCUGCAGAAGAGGAAGUACCAGAAGAUAAUGAUAAGGAACUUGAAGAGAUGAAAAAUAGACUGCAAAGUCUACGCAGUUAGAUGAAGAAUAAUAAUCGAAGGUCAAUCGCACCAAAUUUAUCCGUGAUAAAAGUAUUUUCUCGUGAUAAUACUAAACUACUGAAUAGAAAAUAACAAAAGUUAGAAAUAUAAAUAUAUAUACCGAUGCAUUGCUAACUGAAUUUUUUCAUACACUAAUUUAUAUUCAAAAUUUGAAUUUGUAUGUAGCAGUCUGCUUGUUAAUCAUUUUCACUCCAAUGUGAUACCAAGAUAUCUUCAAAUAAUGUGAGAUUUUGAGAUGUUCUGGUAAUUUUUACAAAGUAAUAGCUUUUUUUAUCAAAUAAUGAUAUAUUGAAAAUAGAAAAAUUAGUAUAUAGCAAAGUUAAAUAAAGCAAAGAUAAUUUGAUUAUUCUGAAAAUAUAUAUUUUUAUUGAAGAAAUAAAAUUGAAGUUAACUAUAUCUCCAAGCCUCACUAUUUAAAAUUGACACGCUGAGAGUAACAAUAUGUAAUUUCAUUAUUUAAUGUAAAUAUUGUAUGUAUAUUUGCUUCAUAGAAUACUUAAAGUAUGUACUAUA
Messenger RNA from Harpegnathos saltator (Jerdon's jumping ant), 1518 nucleotides. RefSeq names its product vacuolar protein sorting 24 (gene Vps24). The transcript is spliced from 4 exons. Bases 316 to 984 code for a protein of 222 amino acids. The record is from RefSeq and is a predicted model, not a curated record. Gene Ontology annotation, biological process: vacuolar transport. NCBI's taxonomy places the organism in Eukaryota, Metazoa, Arthropoda, Insecta, Hymenoptera, Formicidae.